ACUAGGAAAUUUCUCCAGUGCUAAAGACGUCUCUCAAAACAAAAGAAAGACACAUGUGUUGAACAGAACUUUAUUUGACUGAGGCCAUAUAACAAGCUGUCUAUGGAUAAAAACUUCUUUUACUUGCCACACAGGUACAUUAGCUUUUGAUGAUGACACCUCAGUGGGAAUAUUUCAAAGAAGAUAUCACCAUCUGAAGCAAUCAAUGUCUUAUAGUCACUGCAGAUCCUUUGUUUUAUAAACGACUCCAACAGAACUCUGCACGUAUAAAAAUGAACAACACAACAUGUACAAAUAUUGAUUUUAAUUCUGAUGUCGUAUUCUUACCAGUCCUUUAUGGUUUUGUUUUUUGUAUUGGUCUUCCCAUAAAUUUAUUAGCACUUUAUGGUCUUUACUGCAUGAUCAAGUCAGAAAACAUUCUUCCAGUGUUUGUUAUCAAUCUGCUUUUGUCAGAUCUGCUUCAAAUCCUCACCUUACCUUUAUGGAUUGACUACUACAGAAAGGGUCAUAAGUGGAAUUUUGGGGGAGUAUCUUGUCCUGUGAGUGGUGUCAUGUACUGGAUCAACCAAACUACUAAUACUUUUUUCAUAGUCACAAUUUCAUUGGAACGGUAUGUGGCUGUUGUCCAUCCUCUAAGGUUUCAAAGUCACCAAAAACUCAGAAACUCAUGCUUAAUUUGUAUAAGUGCUUGGCUGAGUAUUUCCUUGUUGACAUCUAUAGCUUAUUUUCUGGGGUUCGAUCAAAGUGCCAAAGAGGGUCUGUGUUUAGAGAGUUAUCCUUCAGAGAAAGCUUACACUAUCUUCCGAUUAAUAACUUUAACAUUUACUUUUCCCUUGCCACUGCUGGUUUUACUGAUUUUACAUGACAAAACUCGGAAGGUCAUUAACAAAUCUUUAUCAGUUCCGGAAAAUGAAAAGAAAAGGAUAAAACGCUUAUUUUGCGUUGUAUUAUUCAUAUUUGUCAUAGGACUUGGGCCUUACCAUGCAACCUGUUAUGUUAAAUUUGUGGGAGUGCUUUUUUCUGAUAAUAUUUGCAAUUUUGAGGCUAAAAUGUUUCUUUACUUCCAGAUAUCUCUUGGCUUACUAAGCUUUAACAACCUUAUGGAUCCCAUCUUAUAUAUUUUCGUUUGUAAAGAUGUUCGUAAGGAGCUGUCUGGGGUUUUUAACUGCUUGAAUAGGUAUCAUAAUAAUGUAAAGUAAUUCAUAAAUUACAGAUGUGCAGCAUCUAGUCAAUAUAUGCAGUGUAACAGCUUUAUUCUUGCAACAAAUAGGUAAAAUUAUAUAUGAAAAGCUCUUAACUUUCUUGCAAAAUCAAAGCUCUCUGU
Molecule: messenger RNA, 1324 nt
Organism: Erpetoichthys calabaricus (reedfish)
Lineage: Eukaryota; Metazoa; Chordata; Cladistia; Polypteriformes; Polypteridae
Product: G-protein coupled receptor 4-like
Exons: 2
Coding region: 273-1199 (308 amino acids)
Biological process (GO): G protein-coupled receptor signaling pathway
Cellular component (GO): membrane
Molecular function (GO): G protein-coupled receptor activity
Source: RefSeq, a predicted model, not a curated record